AGAAUCCUUAGUCCAGACUUAAGUUCAGGCAAACACAGACCACUGAAUACAUAACACAAAAUAACUCUUUAAAAUGCAGUAUUAUUUAGUAAUUAAUUCUGCCUCAAAACUGGUGCACGGCAGGGCUGUAUCUGCAAUGUAAAAACCCCAUGUCCCCUUAGUUAAUUUUAUUAAUUAACAGAGACAGGUGAAUGCCAACCAUGUCACACCAUGACACUGUUCUCUGAUCGGCUUGCAGACAACAGAAGGGUUACAUUUUAAUUAUAAAAGCAUGGCGCCAUACAACAGUAAACAAAUCCCAGCAUAAAAAUUCAGCGCCCACCCUCAAAAAAAGCAGCAGCAGACUCAAAACAGGCUGAGAGCUGCAUAAGGUCAUUAAAAGUACACAGAUGACCUAAAUUUCAGCUGAUUUCAGAAGUUAAGCAUUUUAAACCCUGGGGGGAAAGAAGUGCCUCUUUGCUAUUGCAAAAGACUCCAAAGUCUUUUCAUAUGGCUACAGCAAAGGUCACUUUGCUCCACCUCUAAGGUGUGGCUCCUUUAAGCAACAAGAGAGAAGCAAAAGGAGGAACUAGAGAAAAGAAAGCGAAACUGGACUCUGCAAUCUGUCAGCAGAGAUGGCGGAGGGUUUUCAGCAAGAUCUGACUUGUUCCGUCUGCCUCGACGUGUUUACUGAGCCGGUGCUGCUUCGAUGUGGGCACUGCUUCUGCCAGAAGUGCAUCACCUCCUCCUGGGACAGCCAAGGGGGAGCUCCUAGCUGCCCUGACUGCCGGGCCCCCUGUCCUGACAGACAUUUCACACCCAAUCACUUGCUGAGAAACUUGGCCCAAAAGGCAAGAGAGGCCCAGGAGGAGGUCCCCGAGAAGAAAGCGCGAGAAGACCCAGAAAAUCACGAAGAGACGCCGACAGGCAGAAGCAGCCCGGGUGCUGAUCAGGGGUUGCUCUGCGCAAAACACGCUCGCACUUUGCAGCUCUUCUGCCUCACCGAUGAGGACCCCGUUUGUUUGUGCUGUGUGGAUUCGCCUGCCCACGCCGGACACAAGUUCAGCUCCUUGAAAGACGCUGCUGAGCAGUACAAGCGGAAGCUGGACAAGGUUCUGGGUUGCCUGGAAACCAGAAUUAAACAACAAGAGCAACAGGAAGGAUGUCAAGAAGAAAACAUACGUUCCUUGAGAAACUCAGCUGAUUCCCUUCGCAAGACGAUUGAGGACGACUUCGCUGAGCUGCAGCAAUUCCUGAGCCAGAGGAAAGAUGCAGUACUGGCCCAGCUAGAUGAGGAUGAAAACGCUGCGCACGUGAACAUGGUGGUGCAUCUCUGGGACAUCCGGGAGGGCCUGUCUGAAGCCAGAGAGAUGAUGAGCCAGGGAAAGGCCAAAAUAGAGCAGACGGAUUCAGCUGCCUUUCUCCUGGGUGUCCAGGAGCUCCUGAAGAAGCUCCCUGCUGAAAAGGAGGCUGAGGACGUAGGAAACCAGGCUGACCACUCUGCUGUUUGCAGGGAACUCUGCCUGGGCAAGUUCAAGGGUCCACUGCAAUACCUAGCAUGGAAUAAGAUGAGAUCCAUCGUCAGAACAGAAGUAGAACCGGUCAACCUGGACUGCGGCACUGCUCAUCCCGAAUACACUUUCUUAUUGCAAAAACUAUCGUACGGCGUUUGGAUUGUUUAA
Molecule: messenger RNA, 1661 nt
Organism: Podarcis muralis (Common wall lizard)
Lineage: Eukaryota; Metazoa; Chordata; Lepidosauria; Squamata; Lacertidae
Source: RefSeq, a predicted model, not a curated record